CAUUUGUGUUAACCUAAAUUUACUGGUGUUUAUAUGAAAUACGCUUAUAUUUGCCCGCCGUAAUUUUACACUAUUCGUUAAAUUACUGUGCAAUAAAAGUGAAUUUGUGUUGUUAAGUGUACUAACCGUAGUGUUGUUAAAAAUGUCCACCACCAGCACGGACACGUUGAAGCUCAACCAAACGGCUAUGUUCGCCAAAAUACGCGCCGGUUUGCCGGUGGAGCGCCAACAUACGCAAAAUUUGCUUGAAUGCAAGGAUGAUAUGUUAUAUGCAUGGGAUUCGGAGGAAAACUGUUUACUGGCGGUGAAUUGGCGUUUGGCAGCGUUGGAGGGAUUCGAUGUUGUUAAAUACCAGAAUCUCGUUCCAUCGGUGCCGCAAAGUUUUCAAGUGGAACGUGUCUUGGCCUCCACCGAAGGCUCACUCAUCGCAUUGGCCGGCGCCAGAGGUGUCACUGUGCUCGAAUUGCCGCGACGCUGGGGCAAAGAUGGACUCUUCAUGGAAGGCAAGGAGAAAAUCACCUGUCGCGCUUUUAAUUUAGAUGCUUUGGUCUUUAGCAACAAUCCACACCUGGAACUGCGUCAGUUGCGCUGGCAUCCGUUUUCACCUACCGACUCGCAUCUGCUCGUUCUACUCUCGGACAAUACCAUACGGGUUUAUGAUAAUUCCACUCUACGCCAUGUUUGGCAAGUUGGUCCAGUUCCAAUUAAAUCCGAUAACAGUCUUAAUAGUUCGCUGUCUACGGCUUUGAUGCUUGGUGAAGUAGCGGUCGAUUUUGAUAUCGCGCCCGCUGUGGCGCAAAAAGAGGAUGGAGCAAUGAAUUACAAUUCCACGAUAACCAAUAAUAGCACUAAGGAAUCACUAAAUAAUAGUCGCAAUUUAUCGAAGACACUAAAUGAAAGUGCUACAGGAAAGAAAAAUUCACAGAACUCAGAACGCAUUGAGUGGCCAAUAGUUGUGCUGCGUGAAAGUGGUAACAUUUAUAUACUAAUGGCCGGACUAGAUUGCCAUAAACCACGCCUACAAGGUCCGCUAACAAUUACACCACAGAGCAGCGAUAAUUAUGGCUUAGAUUCAUGCGCUAUUUUAGUCAUUCCAUCCUUGCCUCCCACACUGAUUAUUGCCGAAUCGAAUGGCAAUCUGCAUCAUGCACUAUUACUGGAAGCAGAAGAGGCAGAAGAGUCCUUCAACGAAGUCGAUGUCAGCUUGAUCAUAUAUCCAUCCGAGUAUACAGUGCAUGUGCUAGAGACGGUGAUGUUGGAGUUGGGUUUGCCCAAGGACGAUCCAAAAUCGAAAACAUACAAUUGUCCAAUAUAUUUGAAAGGUGACUACAUCAAUGAGAUGCGCUACUUUGCCUACCACAAUGCCGGACUGCAUGCGAUAACCGUUAAUUUUAUAUCCGAAUUGCAGCGGUUCGUAGAAAGUGAUGUUGACUCCGAUAUCAGCCCACUCUCGAUCGCCUCGCAUGCCGAGUAUAUCGUUUGCACUAAAAUCGAUCCCAGCGAGCGCAUUAACGCCGUACUCGGCUUUGUGCUACUCCAAAUGCCGUCCGGCGUAGUACUACUACUCGGCAGCGGUGAGGUUAUCAGUCUGAAACUCAUCAUUGAUCCCAAAAUACUAGUGGAAUCUGUGAAAAUUAAAGAAGAAACCGAUAGGUCAUUACCCAAAUUGAAUGCCAAGUCAGAAUUGGAUCGUAUGCUGGAGCCAUCGUUUGUAGAUCAUGUUAAGAGCAUGCUCAAACGUGAUGUCACACAACCGAUACUCUCGGUAGAUAAGACUAGCACACCAACGCCACAGGACUGCUAUGAGCUAUUGACGCAAGCCAUUGAGGUUUUGCGCACACAAUACUUGAAGCGUCACGAACAAGUGCGCGCUGAGAUUAAUAAGCGCGUGAAUACGAUUAAGUUGCGCAAGGAGCAACAGGGGCGUGAAAUUGCCGAUUUGGAAAAGGAGCGUGAGAAUAUAAGGGAGACAGCGCACAGGCUUGCCGAGCGUUUUGAGGAGAUAAGCGAUCAGCAAGAGAUCAUAACGAAGAAAUGUCAACACCUUGUACGUCAGGCUCACACCCGCCUUCCCACUAAUCCAAUUGCUGAUAGGGAAUUCGCCCAAGAGGUGGAACGCAUCAAUAAGGAGACUAAAGCUUUGACUAAUUGCAUUCAAAAGGCGCGCGACACCAUCAACAAGCAAACCUAUCAUAUUUCCAAAUACAAUCAGACUGCAAAGAAGAAGACAUUUCAUUUACCCGAGCGACAGGAGAAGAAUAUCAAGGAAAUUUUAAUGCAGGUCGCUGCCGAGGUGGAUUCACAAAUUCGUGAUGUAAAGCAGAUCAAUCAGCAACUUGGCAUUUAAAAUGCAAACUUAAUAAUUCCGUCGAAUUUUAGUAUCAACAUACACAAUUAAAAAAAAAUGGCGGCAAGCCGUUAGUGGGUAAAAACCGCAAAACGUAAAUAUAUGAUAUUGAAUACAUACAUACAUGUGUGCAUAAAUCAUUUUCGUUAA
Molecule: messenger RNA, 2497 nt
Organism: Rhagoletis pomonella (apple maggot)
Lineage: Eukaryota; Metazoa; Arthropoda; Insecta; Diptera; Tephritidae
Gene: mbo
Product: nuclear pore complex protein Nup88
Exons: 12
Coding region: 143-2347 (734 amino acids)
Biological process (GO): protein import into nucleus; ribosomal small subunit export from nucleus; ribosomal large subunit export from nucleus
Cellular component (GO): nuclear pore
Molecular function (GO): structural constituent of nuclear pore
Source: RefSeq, a predicted model, not a curated record